Molecule: messenger RNA, 1390 nt
Organism: Boleophthalmus pectinirostris (great blue-spotted mudskipper)
Lineage: Eukaryota; Metazoa; Chordata; Actinopteri; Gobiiformes; Gobiidae
Gene: fgf24
Product: fibroblast growth factor 24
Exons: 6
Coding region: 218-832 (204 amino acids)
Biological process (GO): embryonic heart tube development; dorsal/ventral pattern formation; positive regulation of gene expression
Cellular component (GO): cytoplasm
Molecular function (GO): growth factor activity; type 1 fibroblast growth factor receptor binding; type 2 fibroblast growth factor receptor binding
Source: RefSeq, a predicted model, not a curated record
GAGCACACUCCCAGACGACUGCAGAGGAGAGCGGCCGACAAGGUGCUCCGCGGGUCCUCUGGAGACUACUCCGCAGUGUUGGCAUAGCAGGCCCGCGGACUUUAAAGUGGUGCUUAUCCCAGUGGCUCUCAGACACAGGGAUGGUGAGAGAGGAGAAGUGGAGCAGCUCAUUCUGUCAGUGCCUUGUUUUAACAGUAGCCACAGCCUAACCACACAGAUGUGUAAAGUGAUGGAUCUGUCUGGCACCGUCAGAAAAGAACACUUAGUACUAGAGGAGUCCCAGCAGAGUUCCACAGAUUUCCAGUUUUACAUCGAGAACCACACCAAGCACCCGGACGAGGUGAGCCGAAAGCAGGUGCGGAUCUACCAGCUGUACAGCCGGACCACAGGGAAGCACGUUCAGAUCCUGGGCAAGAAGAUCAACGCAAACGGAGACGAUGGGAGCAAACAUGCUCUUCUCGUGGUGGAGACAGAAACCUUCGGGAGUCACAUCCGAAUAAAGGGCAAAGAAAGUGACCAUUACAUCUGUAUGAAUGAGAAGGGCAAAAUAGUGGGAAGGCCUGAUGGAAGGAAGCAGGAGUGCGUCUUCGUGGAGGAGUUCCUUGAAAACAACUACACUGCUCUGGUGUCGGCCAAGUACAAAGGCUGGUACCUGGGCUUCAACCGAAAAGGCCGGCCGAAGAAGGGCUCGAGGACCACGCAACGGCAACAGGAAGUCCACUUCAUGAAACGCCAUCCAAAAGGCCGGGUAGAGCCUGUGGAGGAGUUUAAAUUCACCACGGUUACUAAAAGGACACGUAGGGCGCGCCGGUUAAAAGCCAGGAGGAACUGAUGGAGACAAUGAAUGGACAGAGCUCACUUUUCUUGGGAUAAGAAAGUAGACUGUAACAGAGAAAAUGCCACGCUUCUUGUCAGAAAAGAAUCACUUUAAAGACUCUUGAGACAGACUUGCAGAACAAAAAAGUCAAAGAUGUUUUAUUUUUGUAUUUCGAGGAUGACUGAAUAUUUCCUAACUCUUGAAUUCCUCUGGGUUGAUGUCAUGUGCUCACGUGUCUGUUAUGUUAUUUAUACUGGAUAAACUAAAGGACCUCUAAGGAAAAAAAAAAAAAAACUGUCGCCAUCGUCCUCGGCUCCAUUCGAACUGCCUUUUUGACAAUGGGGACUGAAGGGCUGACGCAACGCUAUAAAAAUCAGCCAAGUAGAGAUUCAUUGGAAUACCUGUCGCGUUUUGUUUGUGUUGCCCCUGACAACGCGGAUCCCAUACUUUCCACUGGAAUCAGACACCAUGGAGAUGCAGCAGAGGUGGCCAGUGCAGGUGUGACACUGCCCUGUGGAGAGACUGGGGAGCUUUGAGUGCAAUAUUUUACAAGUCUCUCUCUAUCUCUUCCUC